This is a messenger RNA of Ambispora gerdemannii, 271 nucleotides long. NCBI's taxonomy places the organism in Eukaryota, Fungi, Glomeromycota, Glomeromycetes, Archaeosporales, Ambisporaceae. The record is from the annotation of a GenBank genome assembly.
AGAUUCUCCGCCCGUCCGUUCACGGUGUAGUUUCUUUGCCCUCGUUCCGGCAAUUUCUUUCUUUUGUUUGUUAUUCGUUUUCCCGGUGACGUCGGUGUUUUAUGGGAGUCGGAACCGUCUCAUUCGCCCAUUUCAAACUUUGUCGUUUGUGCAAAUUUACUUCAAAAGAGCCAAAGAUAUAUAUUCAACUUUAGGAAUUUCCUCGUUCAGCGCGGUUACAGGACCAGCGUACGAGGACGAGGAGUCAUGUCUACCAUCAUCGUGGUACUAA